Molecule: messenger RNA, 804 nt
Organism: Dichomitus squalens LYAD-421 SS1
Lineage: Eukaryota; Fungi; Basidiomycota; Agaricomycetes; Polyporales; Polyporaceae
Exons: 4
Coding region: 10-690 (226 amino acids)
Source: RefSeq, a predicted model, not a curated record
CUUGCCAACAUGGACCCUGCGACGCCGGCGAACGUAGCAAAAGGCGCAGCCAUAACAUCCAUAGUGUCGGGAACGUUCACUGCAGUCCAUGCUCUGUACCGCGGGUCGAGUCACCCAACACCCCUCGCGUUGUCCGCAGCUGUCAAUGGAGGAAUAGCGGGAACACUCUUCUUCAGCAUACGUGAAGCUGCUAUCCGUCCUCUACUCCGGCGUUCAGGACACUCCGCCCACACCACCCCGGACACGUCUUCACAACCCUCGUGGUCGCAUUUGCGGAUGCACGAUGUUCCCGAGACUAUCAUCAGUAGCGCGUUGACGGGAGGUAUCAUCAACGCCUGGCGACGUGGUUCUGCUGGAAUAUGGGCCGAUGCGCGCACCGCAGCUGUCAUCUGUACCGUUCUACAAUUUGGCUUCAACGAGCUGAGCGUGAUGAGGGUCAAGUUUGUCUCUCGCCAAAUGCAAGAGUCGCAGCCACGACUAGAGAUAGUCCCGUCACCCUCAGACACCCCGGAGGAGCCACGAACGUCUCUCUUUGAUCGUCUGAUGGCUGUCAUAGGCUUCAGGAAGCUGACGGACGAGGAAUACAUGAAGGCUUUGAAGAGACAGCGAGACGCAGCUUUGGAACGAAUAGCUGUACUGGAGCACGAGCGGAGGGAAAAGGAGCGUAGCGAAGCCGACGGGGCGGCAUAGCUAUCGGCUUCCCUACAUCCCCUCAAAACAUUUGGCUACCAAUGCAGUAGUCAGUAGGUCUACACACUAGUAAUUCAUCUCAAUGUCGCUACACACAUCUCCAAUUCUACCAGC